AAGAAUAACGUUCUUAAAAAGUGCCUGGAUCUCUCACAUCCUUUAACAAAGAGUAACACAUACCACCCUAUUUUUAGGCGGAAGGGGGUACCUCAUUCCCUGCAGCAGGGUCCUCCUCGGAACACUCUCUCCAAGGCCUCAGGACACAUACCUGGCCACCGUCACAGUGACCCCUCCUAUCAGACUGGGCCGCCUAAGCCUGGCCAGAGCAGGUUCCUGCAACACCCGGCCUCAAUGACUCCUCAUGGCAUAAGGCUUUUUGUAAAAAAAAAGCUGGAAUCUGGAGUAUCCCUCCUGUCAAGAUGAAAGACCAGCCAAAGGCGGGGCUGGUCUAGGGCUUUAGGACAUAUCAUGGCAACGCCAGGACAGACCACAGGUGCCCCAGGCCCAUUGGUGCUCUAGUCAAGGCAACCUCCUUCCAAAUUGCUGUCCUUUUCCGUGAAGCUAAAUCUGUUCAUCCACCCCAUGGACACCAGGCCUUGGGGCCCUUUGUAGAGGCAGCAAAUGAUCUGGCAUCCGUCUAUGGAGUCGCUUCCCUCUGGCUCCAGGAGGCCAGCCCAGCCCACAGCUGCCUCCUCCUCUCCACCCCAACCAGGUCUGUCCAAAACCACCAUGCCAGUCCUACUGUACCCCUUCCAAGGUAGGUACAUUCUUGAGUGAAAACCUCAACUCAUACCGUAUCACAGAGGACCACAGGAUGUUCACAUGCAUGACACGGUCCACGGACAGGGACCCCUGUCAUGCACACAUUGUCCACAGAGAUGCACUCAUCACACACAGAAAUGAACAAUCACACAGAGACACAAAGAGAUAGGGAAACACAAGGCAUAUAACCAGAUGCAUGGUCCCACAAUGACGUCGGCUAUCAGCAGGAAUACAGACAUGGCACAGUCACACCGCAGGAAGGAAAGCUAGACCUUCGAGCCACAAAGUCACAUUCUUAGUCACACCUAGCUACAAGGUUACACUCACCCCAAUGCUAUGCGGCUGCUGAGCCCCACAUUCUCUCCCAGUCUCAUACAAGUACCCUGGAACACCUGAAAGCUCACCACCACAGGCUAUACACCAUCUCCCAGGAGAGGCACCCACCCUCACACCUGUGCAUCAUUCAGGCGCAGUCAGUGCCAAGCCACUCCAAUCCAGGCACACGGAUCCCGGAGUUGCACAUAGUCAAUCGCAUGCUCAUUCCUCCCUCCUCCCCCUUUUCCUCCCUUCCAGGGCUGUCCAAGAGUGAGUGGAACAAAAGCCCAGCGUCCCCUCUUUCCCUCCACCCUCUUUUCCCCUCCCCCUGGCGUCCAGCCCCUUUGUCCUCCCGCAGCUGAGCCUGAGUGGCAGUCUAGGCAGCGCAGCAGAGACACUGGAGCCCAGGCUGCCAGGGGUUCAGGCGGCAGGACAGACAGGAGUGGUCCGUGCAAGAACAGCAGCUUCAGGGCACCUUCAGGGAGAGGGCAUGGCCAGCAGGAUGCUAGAGGGCCCCUCGCUGGAGGAGUCAGAGCCAGGCGCUGAGGCGCCCUGCUCAGGGUCUUGCCACACGCAGCGCGUCCUGCAGACCCUCAACGCCUACCGUGGGAGCGGCACCCUCACCGACGCGGUGCUGCGCGCUGGCGGCCACGACUUCCCGAGCCACCGAGCUGCGCUUGGCACGGGCAGUGCCCACUUCUGCAGCCUCUUCGCAGCCGGGCAGCCAGAGCUCGGUCAGGCCGUGGUGCCCGAGAUGCUGGGCGCCGGGCGAACCAGGGCGGCAGCAGCGCUGGCUGUGGCGCUCGACUACGACUACGUGUUCGGUUCAGGCGGGCAGCUGCGCGCCGAGGACGAGGCGGGCCUGCGCGAGGCCUGCGCGCGCUUCCUCGAGGGCAGCCUCCGCGCCGCCGACAGCCGGGCGCUGCGCCACGUGCCCGCCGCCUUCCCGCCCCCCUCCCUGGCGGGGCGCUGCGGCCGCGGGCGGCGCCAGGGCUUCACAGAAGCGGUGCGCCACGCCGACUUCCUGGAGCUGGCGCCCGAGGACGUGGUCGCGCUGCUGGCGAACCCGGGCGCUGGGCGUGGCCGCGCGAGGAAGCCCGUGUUCGAGGCGGCCAUGCGCUGGGUGCGUCACGACGCGCCGGCCCGACGCGGGCAACUCGCGGCGCUGCUGGAGCACGUGCGCCUGCCCCUGCUGGCGCCCGACUACUUCCUGGAGAAGGUGGAGGCGGACGAGCUGCUGCGGGCCUGCUGCGAGUGCCGCCCGCUGCUCCUCGAGGCCCGGGCCUGCUUCAUCCUGGGCCGGGAGGCCGGUGGGCUGCGUACGCGGCCACGGAGAUUCAUGGACCUAGCUGAAGUGAUUGUGGUCAUUGGCGGUUGUGACCGCAAGGGACUUAUGAGGUUGCCCUUCGCCGACGCCUACCACCCAGAAAGCCAGCGCUGGACCCCACUGCCCAGCCUGCCUGGCUACAUGCGCUCAGAGUUCGCUGCCUGUACUCUCCGCAAUGACAUCUAUGUCUCAGGAGGCCACAUCAACAGCCAUGAUGUGUGGAUGUUGAGCUCCCAUCUGCACACCUGGAUCAAGGUGGCCUCAUUGCACAAGGGCAGGUGGAGGCACAAGAUGGUGGUCUUGCAUGGACAGCUGUUCGUGGUGGGUGGCUUUGAUGGACUACGGCGCCUGCACAGCGUGGAGCGCUACGACCCCUUCUCCAACACGUGGGAGUCCGUGGAGCCGCUCCUGGAGGCUGUGAGCUCGGCAGCGGUGGUGCCCUGUGCUGGCCGGCUCUACGUGAUUGGGGGUGCCAGGCAGGACAACAUCAGCACAGACAAGGUGCAGUGCUUUGACCCCAAGGAGGACAGGUGGAGCCUGCAGUCACCAGCACCCUUCUCUCAGCGAUGUCUUGAGGCUGUCUCCCUCGAGGACACCAUCUAUGUGGUGGGAGGCCUCAUGAGCAAAAUCUACACCUACCACCCUGGUACAGAUGUCUGGGGGGAGGCAGCCGUCCUCCCCAGCCCCGUGGAGAGCUGUGGCGUGACUGUGUGUGAUGGGAAGGUCCACAUCACUGGUGGGCGAGAUGAUCACGGGGAAAGCACCGACAGGGUCUUCACCUUUGACCCCAGCAGUGGGCAAGUGGAGGCCCAGCCGUCCCUGCAGCGCUGCACCAGCUCCCACGGCUGCGUCACCAUUGUCCAGAGCCUGGGCAGGUGACUCAGAUUUGGACAACCUGAGCCAGGAGCAGAGAGAGAAGGGAGAACUCGGGCUCACCACUCUGCUUUCCUCAUGGAACCACCAUGUAAAUAGCCCCUUAACUUAUUGCCCCCUUUCUUGUAGAAAUAAAACGUCAUUCAAAGGUUGGGUCUGUG
Myotis lucifugus (little brown bat) is the source of this 3321-nucleotide messenger RNA. RefSeq names its product kelch like family member 35 (gene KLHL35). Gene Ontology annotation, molecular function: protein binding. NCBI's taxonomy places the organism in Eukaryota, Metazoa, Chordata, Mammalia, Chiroptera, Vespertilionidae. The record is from RefSeq and is a predicted model, not a curated record. The coding region runs from base 1451 to 3166 and encodes 571 amino acids. The transcript has 7 exons.